CACAUUAUAUCAUUUUCUCAUCAACCUUUCAUAGGAAUUAACCUGAUAUUUUAAGUCACUUAAAAUUAAAUCACAAACAUGAAGGCUUUCAUCUGUGUAUUGAUCUUGGCUUCAAGUGCUAAUGCUGGAAUUCUUCUUGGAGAACUUUCUGGAGGUGGUGGUGGAUACUCUUAUGAUGAAGGGCAUGAUCAUGGACAUGGAUAUGAUCAGGAACCAAGUAUUAUUAAAGUUAUCCAUGCAGAGCCUUCGGGAUAUGGUGGUCAACAGAAUUAUCAUUCUCAUCAUGAUUCAGCUCCAUCAAUCAUUGAAGUAAUUCAUGACGAGGGUUACUCAAGUGGUCAUGAUCAUGAUCAUGAUCACCAUCACCAUCAACAAAUAGAAAUUGUUCCUCAAAUUGUUAAAGUAAUUCACGAGAACCAUGGAUAUUCAGGACAAGGACACUCUGGACAUAGCUUUUCCUCAGGCCCAGCACCAGUUUUUCAACAAGUUCAAGUAAUCCACGAACAUAUUGGAGGUGAUAAUGGUGGAUUUGGACAUAGUGGUGGAUUCUCAAGUGGGGGUGGAUACUCGUAUGGAGCUGGACAUGAUCAUGGUCAUGGGGGUGUUCAAGUAGUUAAAAUCAUUAAAGUUAUUCAACAAGGUCAAGGACAUCAUCAUCAUCAUGAGAGCCAUGGAUGGGCCUAAUGUUUUGUUAGAUUUUUGAUAAAUAUUUGUUAUUAGAUUUUUAAGUUAGAAUAUAGUGAAUCAUUAUAUUUGUUUUGACUGAGUAAGUGGGUUGUUUGAAUUAUUUUUAUAUUAAAUAAGAAUCAACUUUACACAAAAAAAGGCUAAAAACGUGUUAAUUGACAGCAUCAUUGGUUCUCAAGAGAAAUACUAAUUGGAG
This is a messenger RNA of Episyrphus balteatus (marmalade hoverfly), 883 nucleotides long. RefSeq names its product zinc transporter 7-B-like. The record is from RefSeq and is a predicted model, not a curated record. The coding region runs from base 79 to 684 and encodes 201 amino acids. NCBI's taxonomy places the organism in Eukaryota, Metazoa, Arthropoda, Insecta, Diptera, Syrphidae. The transcript has 2 exons.